UCGGCUGCCUUGGCUCUGGAGGAGGGGUAGGAGUGGCGGCGUUCUUCUCUCCUCGCCACAGCCCGGGCUGUGCUUGAGUCGCAGAGACCUUUGCCCCCGGCGGGCGCCACCGAUAAAUGGGUUUUUCUUCUCUGGGCAUAAAGCCAUGGCUGAAAUGAGCGAUAUCAAUGUACAAAAACUAACCAUUGUUCAACAAGCAAUAGCCUCUUGUUGUGGAGCUAUACUUACAUCAUUAUUUGUAACUCCUCUUGAUGUUAUCAAAACUCGACUGCAAGCCCAAGGGAAUCCAUUCCAUGACGGAAAGUGUUUCGUAUACUCCAGUGGCCAUAUGGAUCAUGUAUAUGUUUGCGAAAAUGGGGACAGCAAAGCCUGGUAUAAAAAACCUGGGCAUUUCAAAGGGACAUUGGAUGCAUUUGUGAAAAUUAUUCGAAUAGAGGGAAUUAAGUCGCUGUGGAGUGGGCUUCCCCCAACACUAAUAAUGGCUGUUCCUACUACAGCAAUCUAUUAUACCUGCUAUGAUCAGCUGUGUGAAGCUUUGAAAAAUAGACCAGGAAAGCAUGAUGAGCACAUUCCAGUUAUUGCAGGUUCCUUAAGCAGAUUUGGUUCUGCCACUGUGGUGAGUCCCCUGGAGCUGAUCAGAACUCAAAUGCAGUAUCGCAGGUCAUCCUACAAGCAGCUGUACCUGCGUGUCAGCACCAAAGUGGCUGUAGAUGGGUGGCUCUCCCUGUGGCAGGGCUGGACUUCUACUAUUCUGAGAGAUGUACCUUUCUCAGGAGCAGCAUCUGGCUCUAUUGCAGCUGUUGUAACUCAGCCAUUUGAUGUAGUGAAAACACACAGGCAGACUCAACUUUGGGAGAAUGAGACCUUAAAAAUUCCACAGAGGGACAGUAAAUCAACCUGGGCAGUUAUGAGGAAAAUUGCUGCUAGAAAUGGGAUUGCUGGAUUAUUUGCAGGUAUUACUCCACGGCUGUUUAAAGUUGCUCCUGCUUGUGCCAUAAUGAUCAGCACUUAUGAAUAUGGAAAGUCUUUCUUUUCUCAUUUAAAUGAAAAAAAGAAUCAACAUCCAUAAUUGUUCUGCAUCCAGUUGUAUGAAGGCAAAGUAUAUGAUGGAAGUUGUGCCAAAUUUAAAUCUGUGAAGAUGUUUUUUUAGAAUUCCCAGUGAAUUUCUACCGUCACAUUUGCUGGAGAGAAAAAAGAAAGGAAGGAAGAACAAAAGAAAAAAGAAAGGAGGAAGAGAAGAAAAGUUGAGGCUGGACAUAGCAAUGAAGAAUAAUGACUUCCACUGUGUUAAAUUUUCAGUCAUGAUUAAACAUUUUAGUUGGGUUUUAAAAUUAU
Molecule: messenger RNA, 1335 nt
Organism: Pyrgilauda ruficollis (rufous-necked snowfinch)
Lineage: Eukaryota; Metazoa; Chordata; Aves; Passeriformes; Passeridae
Gene: SLC25A40
Product: solute carrier family 25 member 40
Exons: 12
Coding region: 146-1069 (307 amino acids)
Biological process (GO): mitochondrial transmembrane transport
Source: RefSeq, a predicted model, not a curated record